Messenger RNA from Dermacentor albipictus, 3530 nucleotides. Lineage: Eukaryota; Metazoa; Arthropoda; Arachnida; Ixodida; Ixodidae. The record is from RefSeq and is a predicted model, not a curated record.
AUGCGCGAAGAACGGUUGCCCGAAGUUGUGCGCCAGCACGUACAGACCUCUACCGGCCUACGUCACGACGAGUCGGUGAUCUUCGGUUACACGCGGGUGUGCUUGGAAACGCGAAAGCAUCUGACAAAAGAUCCCACAGGCGUCAUUUGUGUGAAGGCCGGCCAUGGGCAACUGGGCUUCAACCCGAACCUGAAGGUGAGCCUCCAGGACCUGACGGCCCAGCUGGAAGAAGAGAUGGCGUCGGUGGCCGCCGGAAACGCGUCCACCACGUACGCGUUCGCGCUCGCCUCGUACCAGCACGAGCUCAAGCACCUGAAGACCAACUUCGAGCAGGCUCGCGAGGAGCGCGACCGGCUGCGAGUGAACGUGGCCGAAGCCAACGCGAGAUCGGCGCUCAUCGCCCAGGAAGUGGACGAGCACCACGCCCGGAUGGAGAAGGCCUCCGAGAACCGGCUGCUGACCCUGGAGAAGCGCCACACGGAGCAGCUGCGCGAGGUGACCGAGGAGCUGCAGCGGGAGCGGGAGACCACCACGCUGCAGCUGACGCGGCUCCGGCAGCGCAACGAGGACGAGCUGUCCGCGCUGCGCGCCGAAGAACUGCGGCUGCGCGCGCAGCUGGCCACGCUCGAACAGGAGAAUUGCCGCCUGGAACUGGAACUGCAGGAGUACUCGGAACGGUACCGCGAGCUCCACCGUCUGGGCGAGAGCCAGCAGAAGGAACUCGAGAGCGUCGGCCAGCUCAAGCAGAAGAUUGCGGACUUGGAAUCGGGCCAGACGUUCCUGAACGACGAGCACUACCAGAAGAUCCUGCAGGAACUCGAAGUCAUGCGCAAACAGAACAAGGAGUUGAAGGACAGCAACGACGAGCUGACGCUCGAGCUGGAGACGCUGCGCCAGCAGCUCAACUCCGGCUCGGGUUCGCGCUCCUCGGCGCACGGCAAGCGGCACCGGCGCUCGGGUUCCUGGGUGUCCGACUACUCCCGCCAGGGGGGUCUCAAGCGUCGGGGCAGCGAGGCCUCCUCGUCAGAGGAGUCGGAUGACGACAUCCCUAUUGCCGGCAAGAUCCGCAAGCGAGCCGGCUUCUCCGCGAGCACUGGCUCUGAGGGUUUGUGGCACGAACUCACGCUCGCUCACUCGUCUCAUAGCAUCCUGCCCUGCGUGGCCGACGCGUACCAGCUGACCCUGGACGCCGACGAUCUGGGCGAGGCGCAGCGGGAGCCGCUGGAGCGGCUGCGGGCCCGCUUCGAGCAGGCGCUGCGCGACAUCGAGGAGCGCUGGCGGCAGCGGGUCGCCGAUCUCGAGGCCCAGCUGUGCGGCCAGCCGGAAGUGGACAAGGACUCGAUCGACUGCGCCCAGUCGACCAUCGCCAAGCUGCAGGACGAACUGAGCAUGCGCAGCGUGCUCGCCGAGCGGCUGCGCGCCGACGUCACGGCGCUGCAGAACCAGCUCGCCCAGCAGAGGGAGCAGCUGUCCGCGGAGCUGUCCGCCCGGGAGCACGAGGUGGCGCAGCUGGGCGAGAUGAAGAGGGCCUCCGAGACCACCGCGCAGGCGCUGCAGGCGAAGCUGGAGGAAGCUCAAAAGAAGGCCGCGGACGAGUCGAACAGCAAGCGGGAAGCUUGGAACGCGGAGCGGGAAGCUCUGCUCGCGAGCAUCGAGGUGAAGGCGAAGCAGCUGAACGAACUGAAGCGCUCUCUGGCGGAUGCGACCGCUUUGAGCGGGACCGUGGGUCGCCUGCAGGGCGACGCCGAGGCUUCCUCGGCGGCUGGCGUCGAGGGCGAGACGCCCAGCAUGCAGGCCAUGUACGAGUCCAAGCUGGCCGAGGUGCGGUGUCAGGUCGAGCAGGACCUCGUGCGAAAGGUUCGCACCGACGUGGAACGCGAGCUGCGCACUAGCCUGGAGCAGAACCUGAGGCUACAGCCCAGCCGGCGAGACAGCGACCCGCAGUCGCAGCUCAAGAGGCCGCAGGACCUGACCGCCCAGCUCACCGAGGACAUCUGCCAGCUGCUCAGGCAGUGCCUGCGAUGCGGCGCGUGGACCACCACCACCGCUGCCGCUGGCACCGAUGGUGACGCCGAGGCGCUAGGGGGCGCUCGCAACCAGGCCGGCACAGGGGGCGCUAGCUGCACGCCAAGCGAUGGCGGCGACCCGGGCUGCGCGAGUCCGCACAGCGUGACGUCGGGCGCCUCGCUCCAGGAGCAGCUGGCGAGCCUCAUCGGCAAGGCCAUCGGCGCCAUCGAGGCUCACCUGGAGACGCUGCACCUGCAGGAGCACGACCGGCUGCGGAAGAACUGCGAGGAGCAGCUGCAGCGCCUCAAGCAAAAACACAUGAUGGAGCGCUUGGAGUGCGAGCUUCAGCACAACGAGGAGCUGGAGCGGCUACGGAAGCAGCAUCAGCAUCAACAUCAUCAUCAACAGCAGCAGCAGCAGUCCGGGCCAGCUAGCCAACAGCAGCCAUGCGAGCAGCAGCAGCAGCAUCAGCCGAGUGCGGUCGGCCCGAGUAAGAUCGACACCCUGCUGCGCGACCUGUACGUCGAGAACGCUCGGCUGCUGCGCGCACUGCAGCGCGCCGAGGACGGCCGCCGACGAGCUGAGCACAACAGCACCCGGCUGCAGUACAAGUGCCGCGUGCUCAGCAAGCUGCUCACUGACGUCACGAGGGCCGCGGUCGACGGCUCCAGGGUGGCUUGCGCCUGAGCCCCUCCUCCUCCCACCACCUAUUCCGUUCUUAUGGAAGAAGAAAAACACUCCCCAACCGCUGUGCUCGUUACAGUUCUCAUUUCGGGCGAAAAAAGGAAGAAGAACAGUACAAACUGCUGUUUGAACUUUUUUGGGUUACCCGCCUCGCCGCCAGGGGGCGCCGGCAGCGUUAGCGAUGUCGACGUCGGUGCCGAUAGGCGUCGUCCGUUGUCAGAAACACCAGUGAUUGUCGGCGAGAAUUGGUUGUGGCCGGCAGCGUUGGUGGAGUCGACAUUGUGUCAUAAAGAAGUGUGCAUGUCUUCAUGGUGCAGCGGACCUGAACAGUGAACUGUGUGUUCAUUUUUUUUGGUUCUCGUUUCUCUCUCAUUCUAUCGCAGUAAAGAACUGUCGUGCCGAGACCACUGAUGGUCGGAAACCUUCUUUCGGGAGUCUGUGAGCUACUGCUACAUAUAGUGUAUUUGCCUUUUUGAAGAGCCUCGUGUGUUUUUUUUAUUUUUUCAACAAAAUCGCGUAUACCUAGGUGUCAGCUGUACCUACGUUGGUGGCUUAUCGGUAAAAUUAUAUCUGUGCGCGACUUUGUGUUGCAGCUUGUGCAAUCCACUCCGCACUUUACGGAGUGAUCCCACUCCCAGAGUGAGACGAGGGAGCCUUGACCGUUCGUUCUUAGAACCGAUCUCUAGAGUAGCUAUUAGCCUUGGUUGGUAAGGUGUCUCACACAGGUGUCUCAAAGCACAGAGGCUGCUCGCUGCCUUCACACAAAAGACAGAGGCAGAAGAAUUGUACCAUUCUUUUAAACUGUUUUUUUUUUUACAUUAAACCUAAUUGCAUCUCGA